Messenger RNA from Eleginops maclovinus (Patagonian blennie), 1541 nucleotides. RefSeq names its product annexin A5b (gene anxa5b). Gene Ontology annotation, molecular function: calcium ion binding; calcium-dependent phospholipid binding. Bases 223 to 1176 code for a protein of 317 amino acids. Lineage: Eukaryota; Metazoa; Chordata; Actinopteri; Perciformes; Eleginopidae. The transcript is spliced from 13 exons. Gene Ontology annotation, cellular component: sarcolemma; cytoplasm. Gene Ontology annotation, biological process: negative regulation of coagulation. The record is from RefSeq and is a predicted model, not a curated record.
UGUACCAGAGUCCGUGCGCACCCGGGUGUGGCUCACACACGCGCACCGUCACACUCACGCGCCAAACGGAUAAUUUAUCCUAGUGGGUUUCUCUAGUCCGGUCUUCUUCUCUUCCUCUCUUUCUAUCCGCCUGAUCUUUCUGUCCGCUCAAAGAGCUUCGCCUGAAGGCUGCUAUUAGCGAUCUUCAUUUUCCACUGAAUAUAAACCACCAAGACUGACAAAAUGGCCAGCAGAGGAACUGUGCGUGCCAGUUUAAACUUCAAUGCCACUACGGACGCUGAGGUCCUGUACAAGGCCAUGAAGGGGCUCGGGACCAAUGAGGAGGCCAUCUUGCAGCUGUUGGUGGCCCGCAGCAACACCCAGAGGCAGGACAUCAAGCACGCCUACAAAACUCUGUUUGGAAAGGAUCUGGUGGAUAACCUUAAGGGAGAACUGGGGGGGAAGUUCGAGACCUUGAUCGUGGCUAUGAUGACCGCGCCCCUCGCUUAUGACGUGUCAUUGCUCCGCAACGCCAUCAAGGGGGCAGGAACAGACGAGAAGGUCCUGGUGGAGAUCCUCGCCUCCAGAACGCCUGAGCAGGUGAAGGAGAUCGUCGCUGCUUAUAGAAAAGAGUAUGAUGACGACCUGGAGGAGGAUAUAUCUGGUGACACAUCGGGUCACUUCAAGAGACUUCUGGUUAUUCUACUGCAGGCAAACAGGCAGACUGGAGUCCAGGCCGACAUCAUUGAGAGUGACGCUCAGACCCUCUUCAAGGCUGGAGAGCAGAAAUUCGGCACUGAUGAACAAACGUUUGUCACCAUCCUGGGAAACCGGAGUGCUGAACAUCUUAGGAAAGUAUUUGAUGCCUACAUGAAGCUGUCAGGAUUCGAGAUGGAGGAGACCAUUAAGAGGGAAACAUCUGGAGGCCUGCAAGAUCUUCUUCUGGCCGUCGUGAAGUGUGCCAGGAGCGUCCCAGCCUACUUUGCUGAGACUCUGUACUAUGCGAUGAAGGGUGCAGGAACUGAUGAUAACACUCUGAUCAGAGCGAUGGUGACCCGCAGUGAGGUCGACCUGCUGGACGUCAGAACUGAAUUCAGGAAGCUGUUCGCCUGCUCUCUGUUCUCCAUGAUCAAGGGAGAUACCGGCGGCGACUUCAGAAAGGCUUUACUGUUGCUCUGCGGAGGAGAUGAUGCAUAAGCUAGCAACCAGCAGUAAAAUAGAAACUACACCUGAAGUUUCUCGUCUUUAUCAUGUCGGCCUUUUUUGGUCAUGGGAUCACAACAAGUUAAUACAUAAAAAUGAAUCAAAACAAAACAUUGUUGUUUUUGUAUAAGAGACGGCCCAAUCGCGUCUGUUUAAACUUUGACUCCAGCUAAUGUCUUUGAAAGGUAGCUUACAUUUUGUUCUAAGCCCACAUUAAUAAUGCAGCUUUAAGUGGACUAACAUCUUCAGUAUGACUUUAUAUCAUUUGUUUGUAAUUCAAAUGUUUCAGACCGCAGUUUGCACUUUGAAUGGCAGAGGCACUAUAUGCAAUAAUAAACAUUUCAACUGGUGAAGUACAA